Populus trichocarpa (black cottonwood) is the source of this 1247-nucleotide messenger RNA. RefSeq lists its product as uncharacterized. Lineage: Eukaryota; Viridiplantae; Streptophyta; Magnoliopsida; Malpighiales; Salicaceae. The transcript has a single exon. The coding region runs from base 207 to 443 and encodes 78 amino acids. The record is from RefSeq and is a predicted model, not a curated record.
CACCACUUUCCUUUCAGCAAUAUUAAUUAGGUAUUCGUGAAGCAAUCGUGUUUUCUUCUCUCUCUCUCUCUCUCCCUAUAUAUAUGUGAGUGUGUGUGUGUGUGUGUACUUGUCUACACGUCAAACACUCUUCAAUAAGGCAGGCAGGAAGGUAUACAAUUAGGCCUAUAGCGUGAUUUCUGUAAAGAAGAUUUGGCCACUUCCAAAUGGAGAACAAUAGCAGCAACGACGACAGCAGAGGCAGAAAUGGAGAUGGAGAUCAUGGAUAUGUGGGGUUUCCAAUUCACAGUCAGGUUAUAAAGAUCAGGCAAGAAUUUGACAAGAUCAAGCAUCCAUCUCUACAGCAGCUAGAGGUGAGAGGGGUUGUAAAAUGCAGGAUCAACAGGCAGCGAUCGCGUUCACCACUAGGUCUAGCUGAGAGACCCAUCUCAGUAGGCAACUAAGUUGUAGCAGAGAAUUCACCAGAAUAACAACAAAAAUAUGGAAGAUCAGGAGCUAAGCAUGCAGGAAGCUAGUAUUAAUCAGGUCUAGCAAUCUAAAUAACAAAACCACUUCUUCGUGUAUGGCUUGAAUUUUGUCACGCAGCCAGCAGUUGUACAUAUCUUUUAUGAUGUAGGACAAGGCUAUAAGGACCUGCAGGAAAGCUUUGAUUUCCUGAUCCGUGCUUCUUUUCUUUGCUCUCCUUUCUUUUUUCUUCGUUUUUUUUCUCUCUUAUUUUCAUGGUUAUUCUACAGCUCUCUUUUAAUAGCUAUUUUCUGAUGGAUUGAACCAACACUUCUGUUUCAUUCUUAGAUAGUAUUCAAGACUGGACAGAAUAUUAGAUUGCCACAUACCUAUCCUUUCUCUUCGUUAAGAUCAUUACUCAGAUUUCUCUCGUUAGAAUAACAAGUGGAAACCAAUUGAGUUAGCUCUACAAAAGGAUCGAAGCCCUGCCAACCUUUCGAGUCAAGAAUUUAGCACCAAAGGCCAGAGCUGAAGGCUUUAUCUACCUUAAAACGACCAUAAUCAACUCUAUGAGAAUCGGCUUUUCAUUUUCCUACGCUCAGAUCAGGGCAGAAGUAUAUUUUUUAUCUUCACAAUAUUAUAGCCAAUGUUUGUCCCUGCAUUAACCAUUUGGUUCUGAUACAAGGUAAUCUCCAUCUUGAUCACUCAAUCCCCUUGGUAAUCUGGGAACAUUUGUUUGUCUGGGUUGUAAUAUCAGCGAAAAACUAUAUAUAUUGGAAAUAUCUUAGUAGUUUUAUUGUCCA